This is a messenger RNA of Penaeus vannamei (Pacific white shrimp), 1281 nucleotides long. RefSeq lists its product as uncharacterized. Gene Ontology annotation, cellular component: extracellular matrix. The record is from RefSeq and is a predicted model, not a curated record. Lineage: Eukaryota; Metazoa; Arthropoda; Malacostraca; Decapoda; Penaeidae.
AUGGACGUUAAGGUGGCAAUCGCUAUGUUGGCAGCCGUGGUGUUGUCAGCGAAGGGAGAAGAACCGGGUUAUAGAUAUACCCUUCCUCAGGCGUCCGGCGAGGAAAGCGAACCGGCCAGGUACGACUUCGUUUGGCAUUCGAAAGACUACAGCGGCAACGACUUCGGUCACCACGAUUCCCGCGACGGAGACAACACAGAAGGGUCGUACUUUGUGCUUCUUCCCGACGGUCGCCUACAGACAGUGACCUAUUUUGUGGAUGGCGACUCCGGUUUCGUGGCCGAGGUCAAGUAUGAAGGCGUGGCUCAUUACGCCGAAGUCGUAACCACGCGAGAUCAAUCGGACGAGUCGGAGGUGUCCGAAACGCCUCGUUCCUCUGGAUAUUCUCAGCGCGACUCUGGCUUCUCCGUCGCUACUCCUCAACACGCACAGGGAUCGACUGAGUCCAGGAAAGGCUACUCCUACACGGCACCAAAAACGCCCUUUGUGCACUCCUUAGGUCCCUUUCCUUCUGUCGGGACAAAGUAUUCGCGAGUCGGUGCUGACGACUCCAGCGAAUCAAGGGAAACGGCAAAUAUGUCAUCCAUGAAGCCAACCUAUUCCCGAUUCGGGACUGAAAGCGCUGAUGAAUCUACGGAAUUAUCACGUUUUUCUGCCACAGGUCAGAUUUCUUCUCGGGAAGGCACCGACGCUUCUGUCGCGUCGAUGGAGGCAUCAUAUUAUUCAGGCCCGAGAUAUUAUGAGGAUUUCGACUCAUCUCCCGAAAAGACAGGACGUAGCUCUAUCGCCGACGAAUCUCAGGCAAUGUCUCAUUUCUUCGCAAAAUCGAGCUAUCCCAACCGAGGCUUCGAUGAUUCACUUGAGGUUUCGACUCCGAUAAUGAAACACCCACAUCCUGGUAAUUCCCACAAGUUGGGCGAGUCACAUAAACGAAUCUACAUCCCUCCUAGGAAGACAUCCUACACUUACCACACCCCACGAUCCUUCCAUCCUCCCACAAACUCCCAGAAACGCCCCCACUUCCCCUUCCAAACCAUGAGAUUCGAAGCUUCGAAACCCCGUCAUUCGGAACCAGAGUCCAGAGACGCUUCGCCAAGAACGCGCUACUCAUCAGUGUCUCUAGAAGACUCGCGGGAAGAGGGAGAAAGUAAUUACGCGGCGAGGACUCACUUUGCUCUCUCGAUGGAGGACUCGGAUGAAUCGUUAGAUGAGUCCCAUGAGUCAGAAUACGGUUAUGAGUAUGAGUCUCCGAGUGUCCCCUUUUCCCUACCUCUUUCUUAG